ACCCCCUCGUGUGCCAUGUCGGCCUUCGUAGGUGCUCGCCAACAGCACUUGCCCCAACAGUCUGUUCAGACUACGCGAGGGGAUCCUUGUCUAUGUUGUGUAUUUACACCAUUUCAUGUUGCCUCUCAGACAUACAAGCCUUCAUAGGCCGCUGUUGCAUGAGGCCCUUAUCCGGUAUGAGUAUCAAGGCGGAGCAGCUGCCGCUCACCAGCAGCGUGCUGCUGGAGGAUCUGCCUGAGGGCGUUAGCAGGGACUACCUGGAGCUCUACCUGGAGAGCAGGAGUGGGCCUGCCGUCAAAGUGAAAGAGGUGGACUUCAGGGGUGGAUGCAGCGCAGCUGUCGUCCGUCUCCAGAGCAAUGAGGAUGUUGAGAAAGUGUUGAAGAGCGAGCUGCAUUUGAAAGAGAAGAUCGUCACAGCACACCGCUUUUACGAGGCGCAUGGUUUGGUGCUACUAUCAUGGGAUGAGGAGAUCUUCAAGGCACCUGAGCCUCAGCACCUAAAAGUAGAUCCCGUGCUGAUGGAGUUCAUUACAGCUCGCCCAGAGCAAUCUCAGCAGCUGCAGGAGUUUCUAAAUAAUCACAUGGCCACCUUCAAGUGGCCAAGUGGGGCCACGAAGGACGUCAUGAAGGUUUCACCUGCCUUUGCCGAAAGCCAAAAAGCCAAUUUCAUACUGAAAAGCAAAUGGUCAAAAUCCAUCCCCAAUGAGUUUAACAUUUUUUUUGAAAGAUAUAUGCAUUACUCUGAAACCAUCCAUGCGAAUAUAUUUGAUGAACUUGUGGCAAAGCUUUCUACAGGUCAGAAAGAUUGUGUGCAGAUUAUACCGGAUAAACAACAAUCUAAAAUAAGCAUAAUAGGUCAGAAAGUGGAUGUAGAACAUGUUGUUGAGGACCUUAAAAAAAUAAAACAAUUACGACGGGGGGAAGUGAAUGUCAAACAAACACUUGUUCAUUUGAUGCCCAACUUUAAAAAGCGUUUGCAGAAUGACUUUCCUGAAGUAGAUUUUCACGUUAAUGUCAAAAAGAGGUUGAUCACCGUGGAAGGCCCAAAGGAUGACUCCUUAGCAGCUGAGAGCAAAAUCCUGCAAAUGAUGCUGCAGUGCAGUGAGAAGCCCUGGAUAAUCUCUGAAGAACUUAAAGGCUUUGUGUUACAACUGAACCGUGAUGCUUUCAUAAAAAACACCUUUAGCCAAAAUGGCAUAGAUGCAUCCAUCUCAGAAAGGGGAAAUGACAUCAUGAUUGUUGGUGCGAGUGAAGAUGAUCUGAGCAAAGCAGAGGAUCUUCUGAACAUGACCUUUGUGGAGGUGAAAGUGAAGGCAAUUAAAGGGUUUGAUAUGAAGCAGAAUGUAAAUGAGUGGGAAGAAUUCCAGGAAGAACUGAAAGCCUCUCAGGAAUUGAGUGAAAUCAGAACUGACACAAUGUUCCAGAUAAAUUGCAUCAGUGGAAGUGAGAUACUCGUCACUGGCUAUAGAGACAUUAUCCAGCACGUUGCUAAACAAGUAGAGGGAUUCAUGGCUCUUAAUGUGACACUCAAUUGUUUUAUUCCUGUUCAUUAUAUGGGUGUUCUGCAAUACCUGGAGAAAUUUGUGGAUAUAACUAGCAUUCUGCCAAGUGGAACGACAUUUAAAAUAGACUACAAACAUAGAGGCUUUAGCAUUACCACAAAAAAAAGAGACAGAGAUGGAGUUAUCGAACUGAUAGUAGAUAUUUCCCAAAGCAUAACCUCCUGUGAGAGAACCAUUCGAAAGCCAGGCACUGCCAAAUCUUUGUAUUCACGAGGUAAAAUGUUGUUUGGGGUGUUGGAGAGGAAACAUACAUGCAUAAUCCUCAUCGAUCAGCCAAGGGACCAACAGGAAGAAUCUCAGCAAAAUGCAGCUCCUCAAACCUCCAGGCAUGGAAUAACUGGAUGUGACGAGGCCCUGCAGUCAAAUUUAGUUGAGCGUGAACUGCAGCAGCAAGAUGAUUUUUCUGCCCUGGCAAACACUGGCAUGACGCUGUUGAGCAUCCAGGUUUACUCAAUCUCAGCCGAGACCAACAAAAAGGUCCUCGAUGAAAUAGAAGAAAAGCUCACCACCGAAGGAUGCCCAAAUACAAUAGAUGAUAAAGCAAUCGCAGAGUUUGCUCACACGGAGCGAGACGCAAUACGUUCCCUCCAGGAUAAAUACCAAGUACGAAUUAUUUUCACUGCACAAGACAAGAUCAGUGUCCAAGGCAGCGACAGCAGUGUGAGGCAAGCUUCGGCUGAGCUCUACGCCAUGGUGAAUGAUGCAAAAGAACGGAGGAGAAACUCUGUGCAGGAUGAACUGCUCGCGCACGAAAUGCAGUUGAUGUUCUUUCUCGAUGACCACGACCUGCUCAGGCCAUCGCUUUAGGAUUCAGGAUGUUAUCAUUUCGCUGAAGAAACCAGGACUGAGGUUUCCGUGGGAGAGCAGGCAGCUCGAGGGUUUCGUCAAUAUCGCUGAACACGUUGAGAAAACCAAGUAUGGGAAAACUCACCCCAUGAUUAAAAAAAAAGGUGGCCCCUAGUAUGUGACCACCAGUUAGGGCCGUGUAUGUCCAAGGGAGUGCAGUAGAGAGGGCUUACACAGAGAGCCCUUGUAGUCUACAUUUUCCCAUAUCAUAUUUGUCAAAAGGAUAUCUUGGAGGUAAUGCACCCCAGCAAUUUUUUACCUGGCUAUAACGUUCAUAACAAUGGUAUUUAGUGCAAUAAAUAGCCGUUGCAAGAAAGUAUUUGGUUGUAGAUCCUUUAACAAUCUUAACUGGUACACAUUCUAGGCAGGUUUUUUAACAAAUUAUUUCACAAGACUCCAAAAAUGUCAGUGACAUUUUGUUCAUGGUCCCCCGCCUCCCAAACUAGGCUCUCGUCACCCUAACACUCUGCCCCUGCCGACGAAGGCCCAGAACUGCGACGGAAAUUCCACUGGUUGACAUCUGUGGUGUGUGGCAGUUUGAGUCUGCUGUCCAGUAAUCGAAGACAGCGGCAAACCUCAAGCAAACAAACAUGCCCUUUAUUGUAAAUAUGGUGUGUUAACACAAGUGAUUCGAGCGAAAACCUAUUAAGGCUGGUAUGACACAUAUGAUGGUUAGUAUCGCACACACCAGGCACACAAGAUAAUGCCUAAUAGAGCCGUAUCUGUACGACUGGGUUGUCAGGUGCUGACCGCAAUAGCUCAUUGUGGGGGAUAUGUGGGGAUAUGUGGGUAUAGCACUCUAAGGCAGGUUGCUUUCGCCUCAACGGCGCUGUUUAUACACUUGUGGUUGAACAUAAACCGGCCAAAGGGGCCGCAGGAGUAGUUGUCAGCGUUGAAGACGCACAGGCUAAUCAGAGGGCCGGGCGAGCAGCACGCAGGGCCGGGAGCCUGGAUUGAUCACGGAGAUGAGUGAGGGGCCACAUGCAUGGCCAGGAGAUUCGAAGGGAAAGGAUGCCAUAAAGAAACGGAUAGGGUGGAGAAGGGGAUUGGUGAAAGUGGGAACUUAAACUAAACUAUAAACAAACCUUUUUUUAUUUUACCAGGUAAGGCCCACUGGGCUAUUUAGUUGUUUUUCAGAAGCGACCUGGCCACAAAUGAUAGCUCAAUGAAGUGGCUUAUGUGGUAAUGUAUAGCAGCCAAAUAUGGAGUCUAAACUUCAGCGGAGUUUAGAGAUUCUAGAAUCUAGAUGGUUCGAGAGGGAGAAGAGGAUAUAUUAUGUGAGCAUGGGGCCCUUGUGGGGAUGAUGCAAGAACGGCAUAAUGGAGCGGUAAGAAAAGUGUACGUUGUAUGUAUGUUGAACUUUCGCACCGUACGUAGCCAACCGUGCUAACUGCACGUGGUGUUAAAGACUGUGGGACAAUAAAGUACCUCUUAAUGAAAAAAAGUAAAAAAAACGUGUGGACCGCCACGCACUUCAUCAGGCACUCAAUGAAGGUUGAGUCAAUAUAACGGAUAUCCAGGACACGUUCUGAAACCGCCUGCUAAUUGAACUGCUUGACUCAUUGGCACUUCACAAGUGUGUUUUUUUAUACACGUGUAUGUAUGUUGAACCUCUUUUGCACGGUACAUAGCCAACCGUGCUAAUUGGAGGUACGACACCAAACUAUUAACGCAUACAACUUAUCCGGCCAUUACUCUGUGGCGUGGACUGCCAUCUUUAGAUGCUGAGAGUCCACAAGAAAGACCUCUCACUGUGUAACUGUGGACAAUAAGACAGCAACCACUUGAUAUCGAUCAAGCACGACAUCAAAGACGAAAGAGCUUGGGGCAAUGUCUAAUUUUGAUGAAGUAUGCAUUUGAGUGUCAUCCGCAUAUACAUCAUAUUUUAUACCGUACCACUGAAUGACCUUACUGAGUAGUAUACAGAUGAAAAACAAUAGCGGUCCAUGCUCUUGAGUGCUGAACAACUUAAACAUGACAGGGCCUCAUUUAGAAAUGGAUAGGCCAAAGGCCACAAAGUGUCCUCCGGCCUGUAAAAAAAUUACCUUAGCCACAGAAGUGUCAUGCCGGUCACCCCAACAGCAGAUUCAAUGCAGUGUAAAAAGACUCCGUAAUCGAUAGUGUCAAACGCAGUCAGCAGCCAUAAGUAAUUCGUCACAAGGAACCACAGGCAAGCGGGAAAGGUAGCAGCCAGGAGGUAAAUCGAUUCAUAAUAAAGGUUUUUGGGUUAGAUCGUGUUUAUUUAUAAAUGUGUCGUAACCCUCCACCACC
Petromyzon marinus (sea lamprey) is the source of this 4679-nucleotide messenger RNA. The record is from RefSeq and is a predicted model, not a curated record. NCBI's taxonomy places the organism in Eukaryota, Metazoa, Chordata, Hyperoartia, Petromyzontiformes, Petromyzontidae.